UUGCUCCGCGAAACCGUAGCUCUCGUUUGAGCACCACAGCGUGGCACGCCGAGCAUUCCACCCCGAGAUACAGCCGAGGAAGCCCCCACCGCUCCCGCUACUAGCCACCUUAGUCGUUUCCUUGGGAUUUUUGCUAAGCAUGACCCGGCGCAAGGUGGACGAGGAGCAGGUUCGGAAGGCCUGUGCAGCGAUAGAUGAUGGAAUGUCGGUUAGGAAGGCUGCUGGGGUCUUUGGGGUAGGUCGUACGUCCAUCGAAGACCGCCGCCGUGGCAAGGUGGCCAUGAACGCGAAGGUUGGUGCCGAGACCAUCCUGAGCAAAGAAGAGGAGGAUUCGCUGGAAGAUAUUCUGCUGUUUGCUGCUCGCAACUUCUUGGCUGUGGGUCGGGUUCACCUCAGAGAUGCGGUGCGACGACUCUGCAACGACGGUCGGCGGAUCCCUUGGGAUCCAGAGAAGGGUCCGGGGAAAGAUUGGCUUGCGGGCUUCCGUCGUAGGCACCCACGGGUCGCGGAGCGCUCGACCCGCAUCUACGAGGCAAACAGGAUCACCGAAGACGAGGAGCCUCGCAUGGUGCAGUUCUACGAGAGAUGGGCAGCUCUCCUCGACGAGUUCAAACCGGAGGCCAACCACGUGCACAACACGGACGAGACAGGUGAAGAUCCGUUCGUAGACGAGUCUAGGUCUAGACUCGUCUAG
This is a messenger RNA of Ectocarpus sp. CCAP 1310/34, 694 nucleotides long. The record is from the annotation of a GenBank genome assembly. NCBI's taxonomy places the organism in Eukaryota, Phaeophyceae, Ectocarpales, Ectocarpaceae.